AUGAUUGGUGAGGAUUACUCUGAAAAUCUCUUUAAUUCUCUUGGUUUUGAUCAUUACAAAGAUAUUCUAGCAAUAAGAAGAAGUGGUGGUUGUGUGGUGCUAUGGAGAAAUGAAAUCAAUUUAGAAGUGGUAAGAGCUGAUAAAAAUGUUAUUCAUUGUCAAAUUCGGCCUGUGUAUGGAAUGGAUUGGGAUUUACUAUGUGUUUAUGGUCCUCCUCAGGGUAAUUUGAGAAACAAGUUUUGGAAGAGUCUAUCAAGUUAUACUGCUCAGUUGAAUAAUCCAUGGUGCUUAGUAGGUGAUCUUAAUGCUAUAAACUCUAUCAAAGAAAAGAAAGGGGGAAGACACAGUAUGAGUAAUGUGAAUUCUGAAUUUAGAAACUUCUUGCAAGAUAGAGCUUUGAUAGACAUGGGUUAUACAGGACCUGCUUUCACUUGGUCAAAUGGUGCUACUGUGGAAAAGCCAAUUUUUGAGAGACUUGACAGAACAGUGUGUAAUACUGAUUGGUUUUUCAUGUUUCCAGAUAAUGGGGUACUCCAUUUACCAAGAAUCAGAAGUGAUCAUGCGCCAAUUUUAGUAAAUAUUCACAAAACCAAAAAGAGGAGGAGAAAACAUGCAAACAAGUUUGAGUAUCACUGGACAGAACACCCUGGUUAUAAAGAUGUAGUUCAUAAUGCCUGGACUGGAAGGCAACAAGACACUGUAAACAAGAUUCUUGAAGUGGGUCGAAAGUUGAAUGAGUGGAGUAGAAAGACUUUUGGUAACAUCUUCAGAGCCACUGAAGAGUGCAAAGAAAAACUUCUGAAGGUGCAAAUGGAGGUACAUGUUAGAGAUACCAGAAUUGAAGAGAAGCUAAUUUGUGAGGAGAUAGAGAAGCUUAAUGUUAUGCAACAGAAAUACUAUGAACAGAGAAGCAAGGUUCAAUGGAUACCACAGAUGGACAAAAAUACAAAAGCUUUUCACCUAUCUGUGAUGCAAAGGAAGAAGAAAAAUCAGAUAGAUGCUCUCAAGUUGCCUGAUGGCAUAUGGGUGACAGAAGAAAAGGAUAUUAUUCAUUACUUGGUGGACCACUUCCUGAUGAGUGCCAAAUAA
Molecule: messenger RNA, 1089 nt
Organism: Papaver somniferum (opium poppy)
Lineage: Eukaryota; Viridiplantae; Streptophyta; Magnoliopsida; Ranunculales; Papaveraceae
Exons: 1
Coding region: 1-1089 (362 amino acids)
Source: RefSeq, a predicted model, not a curated record